This is a messenger RNA of Vespa mandarinia (Asian giant hornet), 3888 nucleotides long. RefSeq names its product sodium/potassium-transporting ATPase subunit beta-2-like. The record is from RefSeq and is a predicted model, not a curated record. Gene Ontology annotation, biological process: potassium ion import across plasma membrane; intracellular sodium ion homeostasis; intracellular potassium ion homeostasis. Lineage: Eukaryota; Metazoa; Arthropoda; Insecta; Hymenoptera; Vespidae. Gene Ontology annotation, molecular function: ATPase activator activity. Gene Ontology annotation, cellular component: sodium:potassium-exchanging ATPase complex.
CGAGCCAGCAUAAGGAUCGAUUAAAUGAUGAUUGCUGCAACUAUUCUCCAUUCAAGUUUUCAGUGAUUUUUCUAGACAUCCUCUGUAUCGAAGCCGACGAAUUUUUAACCAAGGACAUUUCGCGAUUCACGGUACCAGGAUUAGAGGAAGGGGGCGCCUUGAAAAGCUCCGAGGCAACUCCGUUCCGAACCGCUCAAUAUUCAUCCCUUGGUGGCUGGACGAGAACGCUACUACUACUUCUUCUUCUUCUUCUGCUGCUAUUGCUGCUACUGCUGCUGCCGCUUCUGCUUCGACCCUACUCGAAUCGACCGUUCCUCCCUUAGCGUUCUCUUUGCUUGCCGUAAUAUUUCGGACACAGAAAGAGACGCAGGAGGAACUGGGAUAGCAGUUUAAGACAGAAGAAGUGAGAAAAAGAAAAAGAGGGAAGAAUAAGGAAGACUUCCAAUAAUUCAUCUUUUGACUUAACGAAAUGGAAGGAAAGAAAGUCGAACAGUAUUACAGUCCACCGCCAAAGCUCGGUAAAUGGGAAGGCUUCAGGGUCUUUCUAUGGAAUUCGGAAACCGGACAAUUUCUUGGACGUACCGGUGCAAGUUGGGCCAAGAUCCUUUUAUUCUACGUCCUUUUCUAUGCGGUACUCUGUGGUUUCUUCGCCGCCAUGUUGGCCGUCUUCUACCAGACGUUAGAUCCAAAAGCACCAAAAUGGCAAUUGAACAGUUCGUUGAUCGGUACCAAUCCAGGAUUAGGUUUCAGGCCGAUGCCACCUGAGAGUAACGUUGAAAGUACUCUGAUCUGGUACAAAGCUAGCGACGAAGGUAACUUUCUUCAUUGGACCAAAGAAUUGGAUGCAUUUCUCGAAGAAUACCAAAAGAGUGGAACGUCUGGUGGUGAUGCUGAACAGAGGGUCCGCUGUGAUUAUGGAAGACCUGCGCCAGCUGGUAAAGUUUGUGAUGUUGAUAUGAGCCAAUGGGGACAAUGCACGAAGGAGAAAAAAUAUGGUUUCAACAAAUCGGCACCUUGCAUCUUCCUCAAAUUGAACAAGAUCUUUGGAUGGAUGCCAGAUUUUUAUAACGACACUAAAACUCUUCCAACCGGUAUGCCGACUGACCUUCAAAAUCAUAUUAAAAAGGAAGAAAGUGGUCAAAGAUUAGACACCGUUUGGGUAUCUUGUGCCGGUGAAAAUAGUGCUGAUAUUGAAAAUAUGGGUCCUAUUCAAUAUAUACCACGUCGUGGUUUCCCUGGAUAUUAUUUCCCAUUCACAAAUACACCGGGUUAUCUAAGUCCGCUCGUCGCUGUCUUCUUUGAAAAGCCUAAAUACGGUGUAUUAAUCAACAUCGAGUGCAAGGCCUGGGCGCACAAUAUAAUACACGACAGAUUUGAAAGGCGCGGAUCUGUACAUUUCGAAUUGAUGGUAGAUUAAAUCUCUAUUGGUUAUGGCCUCUAAGAAGACUAUUACCAACAGCGUCCAACAGUGAGAAAGAGAGAGAGAGAGAGAGAGAGAAAGAGAGGGAGAGAGAAUACAAAAGAAAAAAAUUGAGAGAGAGAGAGAGAGAGAAUGAGAAAGUGAGAGAGAACGAGAUAAAAAGCGAAAAAGUGAGAGAAGGAGAGAUAAAAAGAGAGAGAGAAAAUAGAAUAAGUGUUUACUUUUAAAAUCGAUUUCAUCGGUCCGUUUUACAAUACUAAACACGCAUCCUCGUUUCCUAUAUAUUUUAUUGUUUUAGAUAUUCUAAACGAGCCUAUUCCUACAUACCACCGUCCACAAAACUAAUGCCCCGUUUCUCCUCGUUACACUGUCAUUGUGCCAUAUAUUCGUUGUUUAUCUUUCACCGCCUAAUUAAUUAUCACCGCCACCAUCUUCUAUUUAUCUCACCAUCGUGUUCACGAAGGAUUCUAUUUCUUAAUAAUUCCAUCCUCUCUGUUAUACGUGUGGAUCUCUAUCGGAGAACGUUUCUUUACGAUAAAAGUGAUCAAAGAAACGUCGCGAAAGAGGAUAAACGUUAUCAGAGAAUCCAUCAUCGCUCUAAAAACUGGAAUGCACAAAGAAAAAAGUAAGAGAGAUUAAAACAAAACAAAAAAAAACAAAAAAAAUACGAAGAAAAGGAAAGAAAAAGAAACCAAAAAAAAAUCAUAAAAGUAUCCGAAACAAAGAAAAAGAGGAUAAAAGAUCUUGCAGCGUUAUUCCUUUAUUAUUAAAAAAAGAAAAGAAAAGGAAAAAAAAAGAGUAAACAAAAAAUCGACGAAGGGGUGUCCCUUUUUAUGUAUUGAAGAGAAACAGAUUUUUUCUUAUUAUUAUUAUUAAUAUUAUUAUUAUUAUCAUUAUUAUUUUUGAUUUGAUUUGUGAAAAAUUUGGAUCAAUUCUUUUUUUCGUUAAUCAACACGUACAAAGGUAGACCUCGCGUUUGAUAAUUCACACGUUAAUGGCCAAACACAAUUCGACACUGUCUCAUUUGCCAUCUCUAUCUUAUUGCAACAAAAACGUAAGAAAAAGAUAAACAAAAAAAGAAAAAAAAAACAGAAAAAAAGAAAAGCUCCGACGAUCUGCUCCGUUUUUAAAGCUUGCGAAUCGAAUCGAAUUGAUAUGAAUAUAUAUAUAUAUACAUGUACAUACAUACAUAUACAUAUACAUGUGUGUGUGUGUGUGUGUGUGUAUGAUAAUGCGACUGCUACCUGUUGAGAUAUUAGAGAGACAUUAUUUAAAUCGAGCGAAGAUGUCCUGAAAAGUUGUGUCUCUCCGCGUGUUAAAAAAAUAUUUAUAAAUAUUAUCUAUACAUACACAUAAACAUACAUAUAUGUAUAUAAAUAUAUAUGUUCUUUGUUAUAUCGCGUUAAUUGUAUAGUUGUUAUCAAUCUGGCACUACUCUUUUAUCAUGCUAUAUAUAUAUAUAUAUAUAUAUAUAUAUAUAUAUAUAUAUAUACAUAUACAUAUAUACACAUAUGUAUCAAAGGAUAGUUUAUCAGAGAGCCAAAUGACAGUGAGAACGAAAGAAAUAUAAAAAAAUAAUAAUAAUAAUAAUAAAGAAAGAAAGAAAACUGACACUUUCGAGCAUAACAAUUUUUUUUCUCGUGGAUCUAACUUGAAUGGGAAAAAAAAAAAACAAAGAAAGAAAGAAAGAAAGAAAAUUCUCUUCUCUUUUUCGUCAUUCAAAAUAUCACGCGUGCGUUCAACAAAUAAUACAACAAUAAUAUAUUAGAGGAAUAGCGAUGUGAUCUGAUAAUAUACGGAGUACAUUAACAUUCACUUGAGAUUAUAUUGCGUAUCACGUAAAAAAAAAAAAAGAAAAAAAAAAAGAAAAAAAAAAGAAAAAAAACGAAAAAAAAAAGAGGAAAAGAAAAAAAGAAAAAAAAGAAAAUAACCUAUCUAUAUUGUUAGAGUCUCUAUGCAAAUGAUAAUAUAAAAGAAAAAGAAAAAUAGGAAAAAGAAAAAAAAUGAAAAAAUCUUAGGGAUCGACGUGAAUCGUAGAAAAAAUUCGUAUUAAUAAAUUAAUAUCCGCUUGAGAGAGAGAGAGAGAGUGAGAGAGAGAGAAAGAGAGAGAGAGAGAGAGAAAGGAUGUCUUCUUUCGUUCCCCAACAUCCAAAGACCGAAUACACGAAGAUCAAUGAAAGAAGAAAGAAAAAGAUUAAUGAAAAAAAGGAAAAAAGAAAAUAAAAAAAAAAAAAAUAAUAAAAUGAAAUAGUAUGCAAAACAAAUGAUUUCAACCGCUCGAUCGCAAGCUGAUAUAUAAAUAAAAUGUAUUCCUAUAAAUCUCGUAAAUAUUUAUAAAAAUUGUUUUAUGAUACUUAACGUCGUACCGACAUAUAUUUAAGAAAAACGUUUCUCCUUCGUGUGUCUUUGUAGCUGAUAAUAAUUAAUAGAAAUGGAAAAAGUGGGAAGGUUCAAAAAAAAAAAAAAAA